Rhodofomes roseus is the source of this 411-nucleotide messenger RNA. RefSeq lists its product as uncharacterized. The transcript is spliced from 2 exons. Gene Ontology annotation, biological process: regulation of transcription by RNA polymerase II. Gene Ontology annotation, molecular function: RNA polymerase II cis-regulatory region sequence-specific DNA binding; DNA-binding transcription factor activity, RNA polymerase II-specific. The record is from RefSeq and is a predicted model, not a curated record. The annotation marks the transcript as partial. Lineage: Eukaryota; Fungi; Basidiomycota; Agaricomycetes; Polyporales; Fomitopsidaceae.
AUGGCUCCGUUCAGUCCGACGAAUACGGCGAAUACGGCACAAUCUAGCAAGGAUUCGGAUCCCUCUGGUUCGCCCGCCCCCGAAGAUGAUGUCACGCUGGACAUGCUCGCCGAUCCCACCUAUCCGGGGCAGAAACCCAACUAUCCGUACCCUAUUCUCGUGAAGGCUGCGAUCCUCUCAAGCGCGAAGAGACGCUUGACGCUGCAAGAGAUCUAUCUUGCACUUCAAUGUCGAUUCCAGUGGUUCAGGGACAACGCGAAAGACAAGGCUUGGCAGAAUUCCAUUCGCCACAAUCUGUCUCUGAACAAGCUGUUCCGCAAGAUACCUCGGGACAUCACUGAGCCUGGCAAGGGUAGCUACUGGACUGUCGACGUUGGGGCGGGCGCAGGCAACAAACGCGAGCGCAAGCGC